AUGCGUCGAUUCUUGGUCAAUCAUGUCCAACCUGCUGCAUGCAUGCUGCUGGAGGUAGUGAGCGGAAAGUAAUCUAAGCUGUCAACUGCAUGUCUGACGUGGUUAACUUUUUAGGACUUCCGGCCACAUAAAGACCUUGAACUCGCCAGCAGUAUAGAGUCUGUUGUUCCUGGAGGCAUUUAAUUUCCAGUCCGUAGCUCAAAAGUUUCGCUAGAUACCCAGCUAGACAUAAGCUAACGUUGCUAGCAGGCUAACGUUAGUUGUGAAAUUUCCAAGAUGGCGCCCUUCAGAUGAACGCAGGACGUUUCAAAAGAGGUCGUAGCCUCAGCCUGUCCGUGACGGAGAGCUAAGCCGAGUCCUCGCCUCUGUCCAACCGCCGCCACCAUGGCCAAGGAGCAGACCAGUGUGUUCGACCUGCUUCCUCUUCUGGAGUCCACGGACCUCCAGCAGCUGCAGCAGACCAGACAGCUGGUGGAGGACCACCUCAGGGCAGAAAAGGGCUCAGUGCUGCUGAACGGUCUGGUGGAUUAUUACCUGGAGUCUAGCUCAUCUCAGGCUCUGCUGAUUCUCACUGCAGUGGGCGAGCCACAGCACAAGCCGCUCCUGGAGAAGCUGAAUGACUGCCUGGGCCGUCAGACGUGCCGGCUGGCCUCCCUCACCCUGCUGGCCCACGUCAUCCGGCGGCAGCCGCCCUGGAUCCACACCAUCCCCCGCUUCCCCCUCUUCCCCGCCCUGCUCAAGUGCCUCAAGACGGAUUCGGACACGGUGGUGCUGAUAACGGGAGUUCUGGUGGUGACCACGCUACUUCCCAUGAUCCCACAGCCCAGUCGCCACCUCCUGGACGAGCUGUUUGACGUCUUCGGACGCCUGGCGCGGUGGACUCACAGGAGUUCAGGGAGCAGUCCUAGUGUUCUGUCCAUUCACCUGCACGCCGGCAUCUACUCCCUCUUCCACCGUCUGUAUGGCAUGUACCCCUGCAACUUCGUCUCCUACCUGCGCGUCCACUACAGCAUGAAGGAGAACGUGGACACCUUUGAGGAGGUCGUCAAGCCCAUGUUGGAACAUGUGCGGAUUCAUCCGGAGUUGGUCACUGGAACCAAAGAUACUGAGCUGGACCCCACCAGAUGGCGGAGUUUUGAGACCCAUGACAUAGUGGUGGAAUGUGCCAAGGUGUCCCUGGACCCCAAGGAGGCGUCGUGGGAAGAGGGCUUCUCCAACAUGCCCGAUGUCUUACCAGUCCACCUGAGCUCCCGAGCCCUUGAAGGGCCUUCCCUGGACCACAGUGCCUACGGUAGCCCCUGCGUACCUGUGCGGCCUCCAGGUGUGACCCCCCCCAGGCUGGGCCCCGCUCCCUCCUACACCAGCACCCCCCUCACUGCCAUCCAGCAGAGUUCUGCUGUUGCCAUGGGAACUCAGGACUCAGGCUGGAGCCCUGCCUUGCACUGUGGGAUGACCACGCCCCCCAGGGGAGCGUCCCCCACCAAUCACGUGCCCCAGAGCACCUCCAACCUCUCAGGAAGAGUGUCAAGCACAUCAGUGGACGGAAAGCUGACCCCGCUCACUACCCCCGUGACUGGCCCUCUCUCUCCUCACCCUCCUCAGCCACAUGAAGCUGAGCUCAGAAACCAGCCUGCCAGCAUGGCUCAAUGUCCACAGGAUGAUGCAGUGAUUGACAGCUGUCAAUCAUCUGUCUUGCAAAAUAAUAUGCGAGAACCCAGUGCCUCAGAGAAUUUGACCUGCUCGAGUGGUGCUGGUGAGCAGGAGAAGUCCCUCACUCUGCCUGAGGUGUGUGCCUUUGUUAGGGAUCAGGAGGAGGAGGAGGGUCCGAGAGAGGAAGACGCUAUGACUGAGGAGUUGCUGAGCCUUACGGACAGUGAUGCCAGCAGCACCUUACACAGACGGGACACCAUGUUCUCCCACAAACGGCCAUCCAAGGCUCGGGUCAAACCCAACUCCACCGAGCCCGUGUGCGUCGGCGCCGACACCCCAAACUCGCUGUUCACGCCAGAGCGACCCGACUCUGGUGCGGCUUACGAAGGCCAGCGUCCCCCGUGGUCCACCUGGCCCUGCUUCACCCCUUCAGAGAGCUCCUGGUGCGACGAGGCUACCCAGCAUGCACCUCUGCCGUACGAGCCCCUGUUUGACCUGGCGCUGCCCAAAGCGGCCGAGCUGUUCGUGGAGCGGCGGACGGGGGAGGCCCGGAGGCGGGGGGGCGUGGCCGACAACAGCGCAGGAGACGAGCAGGCGAUGGGGUCCGCAGUGGCCAACUCUCCGCUGGAGAUGCUGGACCUGCUCAUCCAGCAGGGAAGCGCCAACCACGACCGCAAGCUCAGGAGAUUGUCGAUGCCGAGCAGGCCAGCUGAAGGUCCGGCCCCUGGGAAACAGCAGCAACAUCAGCAGCAGCAUCAGCAGCAGAGUGUUAAAAGCAAAGACGUGGAGGAGUUGCAGCACCUGCGCAGUCAGGUGCAGUUGCUGCACACGCAGCUGCAGUUUGAGCGCCACAAGAGGGAACAGCACGCCAUCCGCAAUCGACGCCUGCUGAGACGCGUCAUCAACGCCACGGCGCUGCAGGAACAGAACGUCUCCAUGAAGGAGCAGCUGCAGCUGCAGGAUGUGGAGCUGCAGGGUUUGCGCGGGAGCCUCCAGCAGGAGCAGCAGCACCUCCUCCAUCUGCAGGAGGAGACGCAGACCUCCGUCACACAGCUGCAGGAGCAACUCGCCCAGCUGCACAGAGAGUGCAGCCAGUACGCCUCCACCAUGCAGGAGCUGCAGGGUGAACUGGAGGAGCGGGAGGAGCACACAGCCCACCUGGAGGCGGAGUUACAGACCGCCAGAAAGAACCUGACCAACAUGGAGCUGUUACUGAGCCAGCUGUCCCUCAAGCUGGACUGCUCGGAGCGGCUGGAGGAGCAGGUGUCCUUCCUGAGCCAGCAGCUCCUCCUCCUGGGGGAGAACCACCAGCUCUGCCUGCACAAGCUGGACCGACUGGGGCCCAGCGCCACCAAGGAGAUGAGAAUGCUGCAGUCCUCAUGGAGGAAGGAGUGUGACCGAGCACGAGUGACCUCUGUGCAGCAGGGUCAAAGGUUAGAUGGGGCAGUGCAGCGUGUCUCAGACCUGGAAGCCGCACUCAGCAGGAAGGAACAGCUCAUCUUGCAGCAGAAGAAGCUUCUGGAAGACGUCAAAUUACAGUCCAGAGAGCAGCUGCGUGCUUCAGAGGGACGCUAUCAGGCCCAGAAGCAGGUGACUCAGGCGCUGGAGGCGGAGCUACUGAAGAUUUACAGCCAACUGGAAAUGGAGAGGCCGACCAAUCACAACCGAGACCACGCCUCCAACCACCUUACAGGCCCUACCCAGGCGGAUGCACAUAGCCCCACUAAGACGAGGGCGAAUGGAUGUGGGGGGGGCGCCAUAGACACCCCCCUGCGGUCCGAGCGGCCGAGAGGCGUCCAGGAUGUGGCGGCGUCCCCCCUCCUCUCGGCCUCCCCCCCCUCCUGCAGCCUGUUGGGCCGGCGCGCCCGGCAACUCUCCCGCAACAUGAGCGACGGUCUCUAUGACGACGAGGACGAGGCCCUGCUGGAGAGCAGCCAAUCAAACACCAGCUCAGGGUGUCACUGCGGUGAGGCCUCACCCACUUCCUCUGGAGCGCAGGCUGAGGCUCAGUCAUGUGACCACUGUGAGUCAUGUGAUCAGCAGCCAGCCAAUGAGGGCACCAGGAGACUUCAGGAUCUACACAUCAUGGAUUACAAUGAGCUGCCCGACUUGAGCUAAGAGCUCUAUGUGUUUGUGUCUGUGGGAGAGAGAGCGCAAGAUGCCAAAGUGUGUGUGUGUGUGUGUAUGUGUGUGUGUGUGUGUGUGUGUGUGUGAUCUGCUGUUUUUCCUCUGUCUCAGGAAUCAGAAGGGAAAGAGUCAAGAGGCCUCACCAGCCCUUUAUCAGGCUGCUACCAUGCCCUGUCACAUGACCCCACCACCAUGCCCUGUCACAUGACCCCACCACCAUGCCCUGUCACAUGACCCCACCACCAUGCCCUGUCACAUGACCCCACCACCAUGCCCUGUCACAUGACCCCACCACCAUGCCCUGUCACAUGACCCCACCACCAUGCCCUGUCACAUGACCCCACCACCAUGCCCUGUCACAUGACCCCACCACCAUGCCCCUGUCACAUGACCCCACCACCAUGCCCUGUCACAUGACCCACAUGACCCCACCACCAUGCCCUGUCACAUGACCCCACCACCAUGCCCUGCUCUCACAUGACCCCACCACCAUGCCCUGUCACAUGACCCCACCCCCAUGCCCUGUCACAUGACCCCACCACCAUGCCCUGUCACAUGACCCCACCACCAUGCCCCAGUCACAUGACCCCACCACCAUGCCCUGUCACAUGACCCCACCACCAUGCCCUGUCACAUGACCCCACCACCAUGCCCCUGUCACAUGACCCCACCACCAUGCCCUGUCACAUGACCCCACCACCAUGCCCUGUCACAUGACCCCCACCACCAUGCCCUGUCACAUGACCCCACCACCAUGCCCUGUCAUAUGACCCCACCACCAUGCCCUGUCAUAUGACCCCACCACCAUGCCCCUGUCACAUGACCCCACCACCAUGCCCUGUCACAUGACCCCACCACCAUGCCCACAGUCACAUGACCCCACCACCAUGCCCUGUCACAUGACCCCACCACCAUGCCCUGUCACAUGACCCCACCACCAUGCCCACAGUCACAUGACCCCACCACCAUGCCCACAGUCACAUGACCCCACCACCAUGCCCUGUCAUAUGACCCCACCACCAUGCCCACAGUCACAUGACCCCAGUGAUGGACGAUCUGUCUGCUCAUUUAGUAGUUAGGCGUUUAGCAGCUUGCUGUGAGGAAAAGUGAAUUUGGGGAUUUAUAAUCUGCAGGUUUUACUAAGUAGUUGUUUUGCUGUAUUUUUAUCCACUCAGUAGUGAUUGUAAGACCAAAAAAAAAAAAAAAAAAAAAAAAAAAACAAUAACGGCAACAAAAAACAAAACAGAUAAAUCAAAAAAGAUGUAAGUAAAUGAAGAAUGCCUGUAUAGGAGUAACAGGGCCAUAUUGUGGAGCAACAGGGACUAUUUAGCCGAAUAAAACGAAAUGUCUAUUCUUAGAUGAGCUGUAACCAGCCUGUCUGUGGGUUAGUCAGCUGUGUGAUGGGAAACACUACGUCUGAGAGGAUUUGCAAUCAGGUCAGAGAAAUGAGGUAGGAAAUGUCCACUGUUGCCAGGGAUACACAGGGAAACCAUAAGCUGUCCGUCUCACACAAUAGAGACUGGGAAAUUGCUCACAAUAUUUGUUCUGCUGGUGUCCUGCUCCAAAUAGCAGUUUGUGGAAACGCUUCUGCCUGGAAUGUGUCAGGUUUAGACCCAGAGCUAGUCCAUUGUUAGCUGCAGAUGGGGGUUUGUCGCUUGUGAAAAAGUGCAAUACUCGUGUGGACGCGCUCGUGCGUGGUUUGGAGCGACUGCUCCUGAUUUAAGUGCUCAGUGGGUUUUUUCUUUCUUUCAAAGCUUAAUCCAAACACUGGCUCUCGUGUGUCACUGUGUACAAUGACAGCUGUGUGGUCCGUGAGCCAAGCGGUCAGUCGCUUUACACCAAGUGUUCAUGUGCUGCUCUUCAGCACAGCCAAACAUGAAUUAUUUCACACUGUAUAUGUAUUCUGAUUAGUGAUGAUGGACACUAAACGAAACAAUAAAAACUAUUCCAUAAAUAUA
Alosa alosa (allis shad) is the source of this 5735-nucleotide messenger RNA. RefSeq names its product TSC complex subunit 1a (gene tsc1a). Gene Ontology annotation, cellular component: TSC1-TSC2 complex. Lineage: Eukaryota; Metazoa; Chordata; Actinopteri; Clupeiformes; Clupeidae. Gene Ontology annotation, biological process: negative regulation of cell population proliferation; negative regulation of TOR signaling; regulation of cell cycle. The record is from RefSeq and is a predicted model, not a curated record. Bases 385 to 3768 code for a protein of 1127 amino acids. The transcript is spliced from 22 exons.